Eutrema salsugineum is the source of this 1053-nucleotide messenger RNA. RefSeq names its product peptidyl-prolyl cis-trans isomerase FKBP20-2, chloroplastic. The record is from RefSeq and is a predicted model, not a curated record. The transcript has 7 exons. The coding region runs from base 82 to 816 and encodes 244 amino acids. Gene Ontology annotation, molecular function: peptidyl-prolyl cis-trans isomerase activity. Lineage: Eukaryota; Viridiplantae; Streptophyta; Magnoliopsida; Brassicales; Brassicaceae.
AACGAAAUUAUCCAUGAAAUUAAACGCAGAAGAACUUAGGAUAAUACUGGGAUUUUGGAAGAAUCGCCGGACGGAGAAGUUAUGAUGACGAUUUUAUCAAAUCCUCUCUCUCCGAGACUUACAUUUCUAUGUGAAAAACUGUCGUUAUCACUUUCUCCACAAUCUCGGAGUAAACGCUCGGUAUGUUGUUCAUUGAGUAAAGAACCAAGAUACCAAAGCUUGAGUCGGAGAAAUCUUGUAUAUGUUUUGGUUUCGUCUUCGUGUUUGUUCCCGGAUUCACCUUCAUCUGCAAAGAGUAAAUCUAAGAGCCCUUAUGAUGAGAGACGGUUACUAGAACAGAACAAGAGGAUACAGAGAGAGAACAAUGCUCCAGACGAAUUUCCCAACUUUGUUAGAGAAGGUUUUGAGGUUAAGGUAGUAGCUUCAGAUAAUUACAUAAAGGCUGAUUCAGGACUCAUAUAUCGGGAUUUCAAUGUUGGUGAAGGUGAUUACCCAAAAGAUGGUCAGCAGGUGACUUUUCACUAUAUUGGAUACAAUGAGUCCGGAAGGCGAAUAGAUAGUACCUAUAUUCAGGGCUCUCCUGCCAAAAUCCGCAUGGGAACCAAUGCACUUGUUCCAGGAUUUGAAAUGGGUAUUCGUGACAUGAAGCCAGGUGGACGAAGAAGGAUUAUCAUCCCUCCAGAGUUGGGACCGCCGGUGGGACCUUCGACCUUCUUCAGCUCGAAGCAAUUUGAAGUUUUCGAUGUGGAGUUGCUAAGUAUCCAGAACUGUCAGAGGAGGACAAUAGGAUUCUACUCAGAUGUCACAUGCAAUUAACUUCCUAGUGGUGGUGUUCAUCCCCUAACCUUCUUCAUUGCCAUUCUUCUUAAAGUGAAACUCUAAAACUGCAAAGAAGCAAAAAGCUAAAAUCUGUUUUGAUUAGGCAAAAUAUCUUAUGAGUUUCAUGAUGAGGUAAAGAUCAUGUAAAAAAUCUCGACCUUUUCAAAAAUCGCAGUUUACUUUUUGUUGCUUGGUUGAUCACGUUUUAAGCGUUCGAGAAUUUGUUUUCUUUCU